Trichoderma harzianum CBS 226.95 is the source of this 2262-nucleotide messenger RNA. RefSeq lists its product as hypothetical. The record is from RefSeq and is a predicted model, not a curated record. Gene Ontology annotation, biological process: DNA-templated transcription; regulation of DNA-templated transcription. Gene Ontology annotation, molecular function: DNA-binding transcription factor activity, RNA polymerase II-specific; zinc ion binding; DNA binding. Bases 1 to 2262 code for a protein of 753 amino acids. The transcript has 2 exons. Lineage: Eukaryota; Fungi; Ascomycota; Sordariomycetes; Hypocreales; Hypocreaceae.
AUGGGCUCAUCUACUCCCACUGGAAUCGAGCGCCGGAAGCUCCGGAGAGGCACGACAAGCUGCUGGGAAUGCAAACGACGCAAGACCCGGUGCCAUUUUGAGCAGAGUAGCUCCAGCGCCUGCGUGUCUUGUAAGCGUCGCGGAUCCAAGUGUGUCCUUCAGCACAUCGAGGAGUGUUUGGGGACACAGGCAGCAGAGCAGCCGAAUCAUCAUGCAAAUGCUGGAGAGCGAAUGGAACACCUCGAGGGCAUGGUUGAUCAACUUGUACAUCAGUCAACCACUCACAGUGCUUCGAACCAGAAUCCUUGCCCCCUAAACCGAAACAACUCGGCACAGCAAGUCAAAAAAUUGACAAGUACUUCCAACCCUCCACGCAAACUCCUCCCCAAGCUGGACAAGGCGCCAGAAAGGAGCUCUGCUUCCUCACUCGACAAUGGAUCCAAGUCAUUGAUUUCAUCAACUCAUCAGUCUCGCCAAGAAAUGAUGGCCCGCGGUUCACUACUCCCACUAGACCCAAUCAACGGCUCGCCUCGAUGCAGUUCGCUCACUCUCCUAUUACAAUCCAUACUCCCGUCUGUCAGCAUCACCACUCGUAUCAUGCAUCACAACAAGGUUUUGAUGAUGUCCAUGCAUGUGUUUCGAGGCUUGUCCACGGAUCCUUUCCGACUUGCUCCUCCUCGCCAAAUCACCCGCCCAACAUCUUCAACGGCAAAUCCCAAACCAAUUGAUCUAGCCCGGAGUCUCUUUCAACUCGCCAUUUGCCUCCAGCAGUCGGAGCGCACAUCUGAGAUUUCCGAAUUAUGCCUUGAUCGCUCCAAUACUGACGUUGCAGAUCAAUAUUUUGAGGCUGCUUCCCGCUACGUCACCUCACAAGACGCGCUUGUCGUCUCGCCUGAAGGGAUAGAGACUUUGAUGCUGGAAGGUUUAUACCAUGUUUCUACAGGUCAAACGCGACUGGCAUGGCUCGUGUUCCGCCGAGCCUUGAGUAUUGCUCAGCUGAUGGGCCUGCACAUACCACAAGUACGGCGACAAAAUAAGCAACGCAAAGCUACCAAUGGCCAAACACCAAUAUGCCUCAAGACUCUAUGGUUUCGGCUCAUAUUCAUGGAUCGUUAUAUGGCUUUGGUGCUCUGUCUUCCAAUGUCCGUUAAAGACGAUAGUUUUAUGCAAGACUUCGUGCCAGCAGAACCUCAUGAGAAAAUGGAGCGCACUCAGGCCGUACUUACAAGUCGCAUCAUAUCUAGAAACGAAUUGAUGCAACACGGGCAACUGACAGACGAUCUCUUCUAUAACCAUUACAACGAGACCAAAGACAUCGAUUACGAGUUGAAGCAGGCGGCGCGAUCCCUGCCUGCAGACUGGUGGGCCUUUCCACGGCUAAAGGAUGCCAAUACGAAUGCAGAGCUAAAGGACAUGACUGUCAAGGUCGUUCUUCAACUGCAUUAUUACAAUCUUGUGCUGUUACUUCACCUACCAUAUGUUUUGCCGCGCAUCAGAGAUUGUCUUACCGACGAGGCGGCGCCAGACUAUACAAAUUCUAAAAUCUCCGCCAUGUAUGCAAGCCGCGAACUACUCACCCGAUCUAUUGUCCCGAUCGGUCGCAACCGCGUGACAUCUUCGAACCGCGGAAACUCUCUCAAAAUCAUUCUUUCUGCUCUGACUCUUUUGCUAUCACACUUGGACAGUCAUCGGCUUGGCCGCGAGAACACCGUUGAUCACCAACGCCCAGGAGAUUUGCUGCUAGUUGAGCGCGCCAUUAGCAGCUUGGACGCUGUGUCUCAUAAACAUGACGAUGUUCUGUGUGCCUCUGCGGUACAAGCCUUGAAGAAACUAAGCGCUAUUGAGGCAUCUGCAGCAGAUGGGUUGGGCUAUAGUGCAUGGAGUGAGCCCAGCGAGGUGAUGGAAAUGGAGUGCACUGUUCGAGAAGAAGCAGGCAACAUCGAAAUGGAGUUUCCAUAUAUGGGAACUAUUCAUAUUCUGCGGCAAGAUUCUCAACAAGGGGCACCGAGAAAUAUUAUCGGAUCCCGCAAAGGAGCAGAGACAGGGAAUUUGGCUGGUAGUCUUCUGGCUUCGUCUUGGGCGUGGGAUGAUUCUCCUUUGUCCUUGUUGCCUGAGCUGGCCUCUACUGCCUCGAGUGUCGAUGAGGCACACGACACAUUCCACAAGACGUGGAGUCUCCAAAGCGGCAAUCUCAAGUGUAUAGACGAGAUUCCAGAACCGCAACGAUUUUUACAAGACCUGGAUUUCAGGGAUGGGAUUUGA